Molecule: messenger RNA, 1303 nt
Organism: Daldinia vernicosa
Lineage: Eukaryota; Fungi; Ascomycota; Sordariomycetes; Xylariales; Hypoxylaceae
Exons: 4
Coding region: 137-1156 (339 amino acids)
Source: RefSeq, a predicted model, not a curated record
AGCCCUACCCUUAGAACUAGAAGAUCUAGGUACUAAUCGGUAGUCGCUGAUCAGCGGUUGGUGGUUGAAGCAAACGCCAUCUAUGUCCAAUUAUACAUCCGUAGCGGUUUCAUGAUCAUUCAAUCCCUGGAUUGAGAUGGCAGACGAGACGCCACCGGGCGAUCAUGGCAGCCCUGUCGGCAAGCUCAACAAUGCUAUUUCUGAUUUCGCCUCUUCUUAUGUCAAGAAAGAAUUACAGCAAUUGACCCGCGAGCGAGAUGAUGAGUUGGCGCGGAGCCACGUGCCAAAGCUGAGAGCUCUCCUCAGGGAGGUUGACAGAGAGCGUCAGGCGUAUGAACAAGACAAGGAGAAGUUAAUCCUAGGUCUGCGCAAGAAGUUACAACUGCUCGAAGUCGACCCUGAUACUAUCGAGAGUACCGUCUCGGAGCUUAUCCCCGUUUGCCCCAAAUAUCUGAGCGUCAUUCCCAGUGCUUCGACUCUGACUAUUCGACCCCCAACACCUUUUAUGUCACCGGUUCGCGAUAAUUAUUUUAGCACUGUUCUUGGCGCAAAUGUCUUAUCAAGCAUUCCUCCAUCGGCGUCGCAAGUUCACGACCAAGGAGCUUCUAAUUCGAUCAAAGAUCACUCUUCAAGUCCUACCAAUAUUAACGUGUCGCCGAACGUAGGCCCGAAUUUCGACCACCAGAUACAGAGUCAGAUCCUAUCCGAAAACCCCAUGACUAACAAAGCUCCUAAGAGGGUCAGCGCAGAUAGCGAUAGCGCCGCAAGUGGGAAGCGACGGAGAGUAGAUGGCGGAAAGAGUCUGAGUAGAUCUCAAUCGGAUAUAUUCCGCAAGAUCGCAUUCCCGAACUUGGAGACGGGGGAGCGCAUCUUCCGUCAUGCAGAACGUCAAGGCUUCUUCGUCAUAAGAUGUAACAGGUCCAACUGCCAAACGGGAUUCUUCACGGACCCGCCUCUAGCAUAUAACAGAGCUUUGAAGCAUUUCCAAAGUCACGGCGAAACGGGACAAGACGGCGAAGAACUCACUAACGAGUAUAUUUUCGAAAACUUCGCAUGCGAAAUUGAAGGUUCCAGCCUGGUUAGCAAGUACUGGAUUAAGGAACAUCUUGGUCCAUCGCCGCACACCUGUAGUCGUUCCCGGGAGGUCGAGAUCUAAGAAUAUCCAAGCAGCAGAUACUCUUAAUGUUCGAAAGAGCAAGGAGGACGACAAGAAUUAUACACCAUCUAGCAAAUCCCGGAAUCCUACAGUGGCUAAUGAAACCAAUGAGUCGGAUGAGGAGGAAAUAGAGGCUGAGAAACCGCG